AUGGGAGGAAAGAAAGCUGCUGGAGAGAACUCCAAGAAGGCCGCCGGUAAUGCUCGCAAAGCCGACGCGGCCGCUUCAAAGAAGGCUGCUGAGGAUGCCAAGAGGGCCGCGGAAGAGGACAAGGAAUGGUCAAAGGGUGCCAAGGGCAAUUCCAAGAAGGAAGACGCCGAGGCUAAGAAAGCCGAAGCUGCUCGCAAGAAGGCCGAACGAGAUGCCCAGCUCGCCGAAGAGGAAGCCUCUCAGCCAUCGAAGGGCAAAGGCGCGGGAGCCAAGACCGCACAGAAGAAGACUCGAGGCUUGGAUCUUUCUCAACUCGAUGAUGUGCCAUCGAAGAAGGGAUCGACUCUGAGUGCCUCUGGUAUCGACAACGCACUGGAUGCCCUUUCUCUCACGGCCAAGGAUACAUCGAAGAUCGACCGACACCCCGAGCGACGUUUCAAAGCUGCUUAUGCUGCAUUUGAAGCCCGUCGCCUGCCUGAGAUCGAGCAGGAGAACCCCGGUCUUCGUCGGCAACAGCGUAUUGACCUCUGCCGAAAGGAGUUUGACAAGAGUGAAGAGAACCCUUUCAACCAGGUUCAUGUCGCAGUCAACGCCACCAAGGAAGAGGUUGCUCAGGUCCGAGACCAGGAGCGCCAGAAGACCGAGAAGAGACUUGGAAAAUAA
Molecule: messenger RNA, 663 nt
Organism: Penicillium chermesinum
Lineage: Eukaryota; Fungi; Ascomycota; Eurotiomycetes; Eurotiales; Aspergillaceae
Product: DUF1014 domain protein
Exons: 3
Coding region: 1-663 (220 amino acids)
Biological process (GO): transcription by RNA polymerase II
Cellular component (GO): nucleus
Molecular function (GO): transcription coactivator activity
Source: RefSeq, a predicted model, not a curated record